CAAAUGCACCCCUUUUCUCAAUUCCCAUCAUCAUCCACCAUCAAUCCCCACUGCUUCUGCUGCGCAUCGGUAUCGUCGACGACCCUGCGUGCCCACAACAGGUGACAUCGGGCAAUUAAUUCAUGCUACGCUUUGUUCCCUCGUCCCUCGUAGCCUUGACCAGCCCCCAAGUCGUACUCGGCAUCAGGAGACGCCAGCGCGCGCCGCUUUGGGCCCAUCUUCACCUACCAUCCCAUCUCGCGCAUCCACCACCCACCCCCAUCAUGGUCAGCAAGCGCAAACGGUCAUCGGAAUCCGCCGCAGGGCAGCAGCAGCAACAGGGUCAAUCUCGGCCCCGUCAGCGCACCGCGGUGCCUUUACCAUCAUCGUCCACGAUCGCCCCGGCAGAGCCACCACAGCCACCGCGCCGUCAGGCAUCCCGUAGAAACGCUGCUGCAGUGACAGAUCCCAAUGCCAAUCCAGAUAUCGUUGAUGGCAUAUCCUCAUUACGGGCUUCGCCUGAUGCUGUCCCACCACCACCCAAACUCCGCAAGAAUGCCGCCGCUGCCGCCAAGCCUGGUACCACUCCCUCUCAGUCAGUAGGGCACGUCCCCACAUCUUCACGACGCGGCCGCACCAAAGGAGUCACUACCCAGCCACCAUCAGACGCGAAUGAUGCACCUGUGCCAGGAACAUCCAAGACGGCUGUGGCUGGUCUUGAUCCUCCUGCGGUGCCUGACAACGGGAAGCAUGUGAAAGUACAUGCCGCAAAGGCCACGGCGCAAACCGUUCAGAAUGGCAUCGCACCACCACCACCAUCUGGGAGUGCCUUGGAGGAAACCGUGGGGGUGACAGCCAACCCUGAUGACAACGGGGGCGAGGAUCAGGGUGACGAACCUUACGAGGAUGUCGCAGAAGCGCUAUCGCGACCACCUCCUAUCAAUUCUGACUAUUUGCCCCUUCCAUGGAAAGGACGCUUGGGAUAUGCAUGCCUCAACACCUAUUUGCGCAAUGCCACCCCGCCUGUAUUCAGCUCCAGAACCUGUCGAAUCGCCAGCAUUUUGGAGCACCGACACCCUCUCAAGGACCCCUCGCAGCCCGAACACCCGACCAAGAACCGCCCGGAUAAAGACCAGCCUGCUGAUGUCGUGCGGGGUCAAAAGUACGUCGAGGAGCUGGGCUUAGCCAAUGCGCGUGACGUGACCAAGAUGCUGCGGUGGAAUGACAGAUACGGGAUCAAGUUCAUGCGAUUGAGUAGUGAAAUGUUCCCCUUUGCUAGCCAUGCAGAGUACGGUUACAAGCUGGCCCCCUUUGCCGCAGAAACCCUUGCAGAGGUAGGUAAAGUAGUCAAUGAGUUGGGCCACCGCGUUACCACGCAUCCAGGCCAGUUCACUCAACUUGGUUCGCCACGUAAGUCCGUCAUUGAUGCGGCAUUUUUGGAUCUUGCCUAUCAUGCAGAGAUGCUUUCACUUUUGAAGCUGUCACCUCAGCAAGACCGAGAUGCUGUUAUGAUUCUGCACCUCGGGGGCGCCUUUGGUGACAAGCCUGCCACCCUUGAUCGGUUCCGAGAGAACUAUUCCAAACUACCACAGGGCGUGAAAGACCGCCUUGUACUUGAGAAUGACGAUGUAGUAUGGUCUGUGCAUGAACUUUUGCCAUUGUGUCAGGAGCUUAACAUUCCUUUUGUUCUCGACUUUCACCAUCACAAUAUAGUUUUUGAUUCAACCAAGAUUCGAGAGGGUACCAAGGACAUCGUAGAACUCUUUCCGCAAAUCCUCGAAACAUGGUCAAAGAAAGGCAAGACGCCCAAGAUGCACUAUUCCGAACCACGCCCAGAGGCCAUCACCGGCCGAGAUCGUCGAAAGCAUUCACCUCGCGUCAUGACCUUCCCACCAUGCCCUGAUACUAUGGACCUUAUGAUCGAAGCAAAAGACAAGGAGCAGGCUGUCUUUGAACUCAUGCGCACAUUCAAGCUACCCGGCUUUGACACCUUCAGCGACAUCACCCCCCAUGUUCGACCAGAUGAAAACAAACCGUUCAAGCCCAAGCCGAAAAAAGCAGCCAAGAAAGGCAAAAAGAAACAGACAGAUGACCUCGAGGACGUCGAGAUGAAGAUCGAAGAAGCAGAAGAGGAUCAAAAGCCUCCUCCGCUCAUCCCUGAAGACGAAGUCGGCAUGGGUGGGCCAGAAGGGAGGGUGUACUGGCCUCCAGGCAUGGAAGACUGGCUGCGACCCCCGAAACGUGUGAUCAAGAAGAAGGAUGACGGCGCCACCACACCCGCAAAGAACAAAACUAAGAAGCAGGCAGCCGCUGCAGACGAUGCAUCCGUCGAUGGUGGUGGCGAGACUACCACCACACCUGUCAAAAAGCCCACUCCCAAGAAACGCGCCGCCCCGGCUAAGAAGAAAGCUCCGAAAGCUGUCCCCACACCGAGCCCAUCGGAGGAUGAAGAAGAAGAUAGCUCCCCGCUCAGCGACCUGAGCGAUGGUGAUGGCGCGGAGGCUGCUCGGCCAGCUAAGCGGCCUGCCCCGACGCGACAGCGAUCAGGCCGCACUAGCCAAAGGGUAAGCUACAAAGAAGAGGACGUGGAUGAAAUGAGCAUGUAG
Periconia digitata is the source of this 2585-nucleotide messenger RNA. The record is from the annotation of a GenBank genome assembly. Lineage: Eukaryota; Fungi; Ascomycota; Dothideomycetes; Pleosporales; Periconiaceae.